This is a messenger RNA of Penicillium atrosanguineum, 1131 nucleotides long. Its product is annotated as lysophospholipid acyltransferase family protein. Gene Ontology annotation, cellular component: endomembrane system. NCBI's taxonomy places the organism in Eukaryota, Fungi, Ascomycota, Eurotiomycetes, Eurotiales, Aspergillaceae. Gene Ontology annotation, molecular function: acyltransferase activity. The record is from RefSeq and is a predicted model, not a curated record. The transcript is spliced from 2 exons. Bases 1 to 1131 code for a protein of 376 amino acids.
AUGCAGGUACUCCGAUCGCUACUUCUAGCUGCCUGGUUCAACGGCUGCUGUAUCGUCGUCUUCGUGACUCAGCUGGUCGGCUCCCCGCUAUACUUCUUCAACAAGGACUACUUCUACUCCUACAUGGCCUAUACAAAACAAUGCUUCGGAUUGAUGAUCACAGCCCUCACCCAAUUGGGCGCUCCGACCCUCUGUCGAGUCAGUGGCGACAAGAGUGUGCGAGGCCAGCUCCAUCUGUCGGAUGGCCUGCUACAGACCAGCUUUCCAGAACGUGUGGUCAUGAUCGCAAACCACCAGGUCUACACCGACUGGAUCUAUCUGUGGUGGUUUGCAUACACCAAUGUAAUGCACGGCCGUAUCUACAUCAUUCUGAAGGAGUCGCUCAAGUACAUUCCUAUCAUGGGCCAGGGCAUGAUGUUCUACGGGUUUAUCUUCAUGGCCCGGAAGUGGCAAUCGGAUAAGCCCCGGCUUCAGUAUCGUCUGGAGAAGCUCAAAAGCCAGCACAGUGGCUCACAAUCUGGCAAGCCACAAUAUGAUCCCAUGUGGCUGCUGAUUUUCCCAGAGGGCACCAACCUCUCACUUAAUACGAAGAACAAGAGUGAUGCAUUCGGUGCAAAGCAACACCUCGCUCCCUUCAAGCACGUGAUUCUUCCCCGAUCGACCGGGCUGUUUUUCUGUCUACAGCAAUUGCGAGGAACAGUGGACUGGGUCUACGAUUCUACUAUCGCCUAUGAAGGCCCUCCUAAGGGAAGCUAUCCUGAUAAGUACUUCACUCUGCGUUCGACCUACGGACAGGGACGUCCCCCAACCUCGGUCAACAUGCACUGGAGACGUUUCGCUGUUUCAGAAAUCCCUCUCGACGAUCAAAAGGAGUUUGAGGCCUGGUUGCUCGCACGAUGGGCGGAGAAAGACCAGCUCAUGGAUCAUUACUUCGAAACCGGCAGAUUCCCCUCCGAACUGGCUGGUUCCAUCGAAGCCAAGUCAGCUACCCCCGAACAAAAAGUAGCGAUCUCAGCUGGCUACAUCGAGUCUAAUGUUAGAUUGCACCACUGGGCUGAGCUUGGCAAUAUCUUCAUGGUGCUAGCUGGACUCGGGUGUCUGUGUCGGUUGAUGAACAGCUGGUUCAGUUAA